AUGGCCAUUAUGGAGGAGGCAGAGGGAGUCGACAUCAUUGAUGAAAAAGGUUAGUAUGACAUUUAAAUGAUAACAAUAAUUUUAAUCGUAUAUGGUUAAUUUUUUUAAAAAAAUAGUUUAAAGGAAUUGAAUCUUUAUUAGAAGUGAAUACAGGCAUUUUUUUUCCUGCAACAAAAAUCCUCCUUUUAACCCACCACAGGUAAUAGAUAGUGACAGUCCCUUAGUUUUAUUACUUUCCUCUUGUUUAAAGGCUUUUUGUGUGGGUCACAUAAGACUUGACCAAACUGGAAAUCAUGCUUGAAAAUUCUUUGGCACUUAGGAUAGAAGUGCAGGUCACGUGAAUUUAAGUGUAUUCCGUCUUGAUGGUAAACAGUCCCAUUGCAUAAGAAGCGUACUAUUUUAAAAAAAAAUUCUUUUACUGACUGUUGUGUCUAUUUUUGUCCAUUCCAAUUUUUAGAAGUUGAAAACCGUUGCAUAAUGGCCUCACUGCCCUAUUUAUUGGCUGAUAAACGGAGAGGGGCACAGAUUUCUGCUGGCUCAUUUUGGAAGAGAGCAAAGGUAAGUUAACAACAAAGUCACACUGAGGAUCCUAAAAGUUAACAGAUGUAAAGAACGUAUAAAUCAUGACCUUACGUUCUACACAGUUACCCCUUUAAGACAUAAUUUAUGACUGACUCCUGAAAUGUUCCUGGUAUAAUUUGCUUGAUAAUAGUGCUUAUAAUUAAUCUCUUCUUGUAAUCUUACAUUUACAGGUUGAAGAUGAGGAUGAAAGGAUAGAGAAGCUGACUGAGGAGUCAACGUCCCCCAGGCUCAUUAGCACUGGGGAGUUGAACAACCUACAGGAACUGUACUUGGCCUCUGAAGCCAUGGUGGUGUGCCGUUUUAAUCCACCAAGCAUUCUAAAUGCAGUGGCUACCCUACUGGGUAGUUUUUACAUCUUUAAUAUGCAAUUUCCAAAGGGUUCUGGUGGGCUAGAAAAAAAUGUGUUUCUGUUUUUAGAGCACAUGCUCUUAGGUCAAACAAGUGCAACUCUGCCAUUGUCGGUAGAAAAUGUUUUGUCCGAUUUGCAGAAGGUGAAGAAUUAA
Messenger RNA from Porites lobata, 1085 nucleotides. The record is from the annotation of a GenBank genome assembly. Lineage: Eukaryota; Metazoa; Cnidaria; Anthozoa; Scleractinia; Poritidae.